Messenger RNA from Closterium sp. Naga37s-1, 1062 nucleotides. NCBI's taxonomy places the organism in Eukaryota, Viridiplantae, Streptophyta, Zygnematophyceae, Desmidiales, Closteriaceae. The record is from the annotation of a GenBank genome assembly.
AUGAGCUGGCAGCUGCUUCGCGACAACCCCUCCCCACCCCACCCGCACCGCACCGCAACCCUCAACCUCCUCCAUCUCCCUCCCCCACGCACGCCUUCCUCAUCCUCCACCUCCCACGCUCGUUCCCCUCCUGUGUUUCCUCCCCCUCCCCUCUGUCUCUCGCUUACGACUCUCGCCACUCGCAAAGCACUUGCUCCUUCUCAACAGCGGAAUGGCGGCCGUCACAUAGGGAGGCAGGGAGGCGAAGGGCUGCGCUAUCCCCCGCGCUUCCUUCCGCAUUCCACCCGCUUCCGCCGCACCUUGCUGAUUCCCCCAUCCCCGCGCAUUCUUUAUUCCCCGCGCAUUCCCCGCUCCCCGCGCAUGGCGUUUCCCCGCGCCAGGCUCGUGCUGCACUGGAGGGCGACCAAUGGGCGGACGAGCAUGGCCGUGGUUGCAUCGGGUGCUAAGACCACGGGGGGUGGUUCGCCGUGGGCUCUCCCUGCGCUAUCCUCCGCGCUCCUUCCUCAUCCCCCUCGCUCCACCCGUUUCCGGCCCCCUCUUCCCGCACAUUUCCCCCUCCGCGCGCCCCACCUCAGGCUGGUGCUGCACUGGAAGGCCACCAAGGGCCGGACAAUCAAGAUGGCCGUGGUGGCUUCGGGGGCCAAGGCCGCGGGGUGGUUCGCCGUGGGCUUCUCUCCCAAUGGCGGCAUGUCGGGCAGCAACGCCAUCGCCACUGAUUCCUCGGGCAGCCCGGUGACGAAAGAUCUCGUCGGGCAGUCGUCGGCGGACGAUGCGGCGUGGACCGUCGGAUCAGGCUCGAUCUCCACGUCUGGCGGCAAGGUCACUAUGAACACUCUCCAAUCCGUAUACCUCCCCCUCUCUCUCCCUUCCUUCUCCCUGGAUCUCUCUUCUCUCGCUCACCAUCUUCUCACCUGUGCUCCUCGUUCCCGCCCCGCCCCCCAUACCAGGUUCACAAAAAUGAAGGGUGACGGCGCGUCUGUCAAGGUGAAGGCCGGCAACGACAACAACAUUGUGUGGGCGUUUGGCGAUGGUGACACUGUCUCUGUCCACAAUGGAGCGUAA